GCGGACUUCACCGCAUGGACCUGGAGUAGAAUCUGCUGUAAACUGACACGGCUCUCUCACACACACACACACACACACACACACACACACACACACACACACACACACACACACACAUUUGUGGAAACAAAACACACAAGCAAAUCGUGUUUUUCUUGACCAUGACGGAUACUGCAGCCGAGGAGGACAAGGACCCCGAUAUUGAGCUAUUUGUCAAGACCCAACUUCAAACUAAAAAGGGAACCAAUUCUUCUUCUGGUGGAAUUAAGAGUCCGGUGUCAGGUGGUGCAGUUGUGUUUGAUACACAACAUUCACACACUCUAAAUGCUGGGAGUGAUGGGGAACGCAUCGGAAACUGUCCCUUCUCUCAGCGCCUCUUUAUGAUCCUCUGGCUGAAAGGUGUCGUCUUCAAUGUCACCACUGUUGACCUCAAGAGGAAACCGGCUGACCUUCACAACCUGGCCCCGGGGACACACCCGCCUUUCCUCACCUUCCAGGGGGAGGUUCUCACUGACGUCAACAAAGUAGAGGAGUAUCUGGAGGAGAUGCUGACCCCACCAAAGUAUCCCAAGCUUGCAGCAAAGAAUCGGGAAUCAAACACAGCAGGAAAUGACGUAUUCGCCAAGUUCUCCACUUACGUCAAAAACACAAGACCGGAUAAAAAUCGAGCGUUAGAGAAGAGUCUCGACAAGUCCCUGGCCAAGCUGGAUGAAUAUCUGCUGGGUCCGACCCCUGACGAGGUUCUGGGCGGACGCCACAGUGGAACGGGAGACUCCAAACGCAAAUACCUGGACGGAGAUGAACUGACGUUGGCGGACUGCAACCUUCUGCCCAAACUUCAUGUUGUCAAGGUGGUUACGAAGAAAUAUCGGAACUAUGACAUCCCGUCUGAAUUCAGGGGGGUGUGGCGCUACCUUAGCAACGCCUACAGCCGAGACGAGUUCACCAACACGUGCGCAGCUGACGUGGAAAUCGAGCUGGCCUAUCAGGACGUUGCUAAGAGGUUGGGAAAGUGAACGCAUCACUACGUCACCGUUGUACCUCUCUCUCCUCCAUACACACACUUUACAAAGGAUGUCUCCAAGAAAAGAUGAGGGGUUAAUCAUUAUUUUGAAAGGUGGUGUGUAUGUAAUCAUACUGACCGUAAACAAAUGGUAGUCUUGUCAAAUUGAUGAUGAUUGUCAAACCACAGCUGUAACUCGGCUCGCAGGUUGUGUGCACAGUGAGAAUUAUAUCCUGCAGGUAAACAGCUUGGAGAGUGGUGUUAUUUCUUUUUUAAGCCUUUUCCAAAAACCAAUAACAAAAUAGCAUAAGUGUAAAGAAAGGCGUAAACACUUAAACAGUGUUUAUCUGCUCUAACGUGCCAGAGCAGAACGCUUGACAGGAAACAGUAAUUAAAGGUGUUGGGGCUGAACAAAUAUUUAAUUGAAGAUGUCAAAAGUUAAGGAGGAAAAUAAAUUGUAGUUUGUGAUAGCAGAUCUGCAGGCAGCCGAUGUUGGAGGUUGUGUGUGUAUUACCCCUUUCUGCUCACGUUAACUUGCUUAUUAAACCUAAAUAAUGUCACGUUGUUCAUUUGCUUAUGUUAUAUUAAUAGUGGGAUGCAUAAAGCAGGGUUUGUGUUGUGUUGUGCAAGAAAGUGUUAACUGUUAUUGUGAUUCAGCCAAAGUAAUUUAUCUUUUAUUGGGGCGGUGUCAGCUUUGUAGAUUUUAGAGAUAUCUCCCUCUUUUUCUUGAAGAAGCAAUGAUUGAAAGUGUCUUUACUGUAUCAUACGGAUCCGUGUCUGAAAUGGUCACAGUCUGAGUGUAUUUCAGAUCAAAACUAUACUUUUUAAAUCGAUAAAUGAGCCGAUAGAAACAAGACAAACAAACCAAGUUUACCCCAGCUGUUGUGUUGUCAUGUCAUUUUAAUUAUGAGUGCCUUACUGGGAAUCAAGCUCUGCUCUGCCUUCAGCUCUUUAUGUCUGUACAGUAAAUUAUAUAUGUCUGAAUAUAAUAUGAAUAUGAAUGAUUGAUGUCAUCAAAGGACUUCUCCUGCCCCACAGAGCUGUGUGAUAUUAUAACAUUUCUGUAAAUGAUUGUAGCUUGACUAUAUUCCUAUUCUUUCUGAUGAUAAGAACCAUGAACUCACUGUGUAUAUGUCCCCUAUUUGAAUAAUAAAUCUAUUUUCUCAGAGACUGA
This is a messenger RNA of Cottoperca gobio, 2177 nucleotides long. RefSeq names its product chloride intracellular channel 5a (gene clic5a). The transcript is spliced from 7 exons. Lineage: Eukaryota; Metazoa; Chordata; Actinopteri; Perciformes; Bovichtidae. Bases 162 to 1016 code for a protein of 284 amino acids. The record is from RefSeq and is a predicted model, not a curated record.